Messenger RNA from Paramecium octaurelia, 675 nucleotides. The record is from the annotation of a GenBank genome assembly. Lineage: Eukaryota; Ciliophora; Oligohymenophorea; Peniculida; Parameciidae.
AUGGCUGAUAAGUUUCUUUAAUUAACAAAUAAUUAUUGCUAUCAAUACUCAAGAAGAACACAAAAGUUGAAUGAUCACGCCUAAAAUUCACAGAGAAUCUAUACUGACAUUUCACCUUUGCCAAAAUAAAACAACCCUAUUUACAAUUCUCCUAGGAAAUUAAUGAAAACUACAUGUGCUUCUUUUUUUGAUCAUUUUUAAAAACUUCCAAGUCCUAAACUCACUGCUUAUUAGACAUAUCUUUAAACAAUAUUAUAAAAUAAGAAUGAGAUAUAAGCCAAAUAAAAUUACUAACCCUCCUUUACAUUACAUAACAUUUAUGGAUAGAAAAUUAGUGCUUAGAAAUAGUCAAAGGAUACAAUUAAAUAAAUUUAAAACCAACAAUAAAAUAAAUCAGCUUGCAAAAUUUAGUUAAAAAACACAACCAACUCUAAUUCAUAAUAUCACUCUCCCCGUAAAACUAGAAUAUAGUGUAUAAAUAAUUAAUCAAGAAUAUAAAUUAUAAACAACCAAUCUAAAUAAAUUUAAAAAACUAAAAUAGAUCCUAUUUAGGAGAAAUCUGUCUAGUAAGAACUUUAUUCCAGAAUAUAAAAUAUUGAAAGCAAAAGAAUUUUAACAUUUGAUGACAAUUUUGAUGAUAUCGAACCAUGGAAUACAUCAGAAUAAAAAUAUUGA